CUCUGAAGCUCUUCAAGCCCAUAAUCUGGACCUGUGCCAGUUUAGGCCACACCUUGUUAUUUCCCAUUGAUGACUGAAUAAUUAGGAAACAUGCUAUUUUUCUUUCCUCUCCCUGUUAUGUAAGAUAAGGUGGAGAUUAUACUGUAGCUCCGACCUGAGCAACCGUUGAAUGUGAAUGAGCAGCAGUUUCUCUACCAGCUCUGGCCAUAAUGAAAACAUUUUUCCCUACAUGGCACCAGUAGCCUUGGAGCUGCUUUCAUUCACUGACCGAGAAAGAAGGUUUCAGACGCACGGAGGAGAACUUGGCUGCGUACGAAACAUAAAUUCAGGUCAGGCAUUGCUAGCUCAAGUGAAAUGUAAAACAGGAGGCAGGCAGCAGGUGAAGCGUAAACCACAGGCAGGCUGUGUCCGACCAGCGGGACGCCAUCAGCCACUUCUUCCACUUAGCUGCUAUUAAGUCAACGCUCACAUUUCCAGCGGGCGCAGAGCAGAGCUGCACUUCUCACUUUCGCUUCAUGGCUCAGCGCUCAGUUCAUCCUGUCGUCCCCAUCGCGCUGCUGGUGUUUGGACUUGUUGCAAUCCUGCUCCUGACUAUCCCCACUGAAGACAUUCAGGAGCCUCCGGGGUUCAUGUAUGGGAUUGUCUUGGAUGCCGGAUCUUCACACACAGCUUUGUAUAUUUACAAGUGGCCAGCAGACAAGCAAAAUGGCACAGGGGUGGUCACCCAGCACAGUGAAUGUCAUGUUAAUGGAGGAGGAAUCUCCAGCUAUGCAGGCCAGCGGGGAAAAGCCGGGCUGAGCUUAGAGGCAUGUCUUGACCAGGCAGUGAGGGACAUCCCCAAAGAAAGACACCAGCUCACACCUGUGUACCUGGGAGCCACAGCUGGCAUGAGGCUUCUGCAAAUCUCCAACAAGGAGCAGUCGGUUCAGAUUCUGCAGGAAGUGGGCCACAAAAUCCAGUCCUACCCUUUCAACUACCAAGGGGCUGCAAUACUGAGCGGUCAGCAGGAGGGGGCGUACGGCUGGGUCACUGUCAACUAUCUCUUAGAGAACUUCAUUAAGUAUGGUUUCGUGGGUCACUGGUUCAGCCCCGGCAGGCCCACAGUGGGAGCGCUUGAUUUCGGCGGAGCGUCCACCCAGAUAACGUUUGCAACUCAGGAGGAAGUAGAAGACGAGCGCGACAUGAUAAAGUUGCGUCUCUACGACCAGGAAUACUCUCUGUACACACACAGCUUCCUGUGCUACGGGCAGGACCAGGUCCUCAAGAGACUGCUGGCUCACGUAGCGAAGUCUCAGAGUUACUCUGGGUCAGUCACUCAUCCAUGCUAUCCUGCAGGCCACAGUAGAACUUUAAAGUUGAACAGCAUAUUCAACUCUCCGUGUACAGCAAAUUACAAACCCAGCUCCUACAACUCCCAGGCCUCCCUGACGGUACAAGGCAGCGGACAUUAUGAACACUGUCUGGGCAAUGUGUCCGAGAUCUUUUCCUUUGACAGCUGCCCCUUCUCCCGGUGCUCCUUUGAUAAAGUCUUCCAGCCAAAUGUCACCGGUAGCUUUGUGGCGUUCUCUGCAUUCUUCUACAUUCACUCCUUCCUGCAGCGUAUUACUGGAGUCACUGUGAGCACCCCUUCACAACUAGAGGAGGCAGUCAAAGCUGUGUGCAUGAUGACUUUCAAACAGAUGCUGCUUCUUGCCCCAGAGCAAAAGUCUCGUUUGCAGGACUAUUGUGCUUCCUCUAUAUUUGUUAAGAUUCUCAUGUUGAGAGGAUACGGCUUCGAUGAGAUGUCGUUUCAGCGUAUUUCCUUCCAGAAGAAGGCAGGAGACGCGUCAGUGGGUUGGGCUCUGGGCUACAUGCUCAGCUUGAGCAAUUUGCUGCCAGCAGAGACCCCGAGUCUGAGGAAGGCCCUGACCCCAGGAGUGUGGGGAACGCUUAUUUUUCUGUUUGUCCUCCUUCUGGCAGCGGUCAUGGUCUUCAUAUUAGUCCGAGCUCGUGAUGGGAAGAAGAAAGGAGGCAGUGAAAGCACCAUUUAGAUACUGCAACAACAUACAGUGCAGUCAGAAAACAGAAAGAUGGUGAAAUAGUUUUGUUUGUGGCUCUGUACUCCAUUUGACUUUGAGCUUUAGGGUGCUCACAUUAUAACAGAUGAACAACAAAGGAACAGAUUCGGUUUAUAUACAUUUCCACCAAGUAUACCUUAAUGUAGCAGGACAAUGAUGACUGUUUAUACACUUAUAAUGACUGAAAUGACUACAAUUACAUAAUUACUUUGACUUGAAUUGAGUAAUGUUAAUUUGUUCCAUUAUACCUCUGUUACCUAAACUUGUUGGACUGUGUACAAAAAUCACAAUCACAAGCCCUCUGCUAUACACUUGGUCAUAGUCCUUUUUUCACUUCAAAUCCAAUUUACUGGAGUACAGUGCCAGCACAAUGAAAAAUGUGAAUGCAAGUUUUCUUAUUGAAAAGUCAGACCAAUUUUUGGUUGUAUGAAAUAUAAGAAAUUUCAGCUUUUUUUGUGUUCUUUUUGUGUGCCUGUACACUGAAACUCUGUUACAGUGAAAUGAAGCACAUUGUGGAUAUAACUACAAGUUUAAUAUGUAAUGAAUCACCAUUUUAUUUUUGUUUUUUAUAUUCAAAAAUGUUUUCCAGAUGGGAGUUUUUAUGCAUAUUUCAGUCUGCCUAGAAAAGACACUAGACAAGUGUUUUAAACGGUUGUUGACAGAAGCACACGCCUGAACCUGAAAGCUGCUUGGAUCUUCAAACAUUGUUACUGUUAGGCAGAUAUGGUAUGUUUGAGUCUGAGUUUAUGUCAGGAAAGACGUAAAAACAAUCGUGCAGCCUUUCAACAAAGAUUUAGUGGUCAAACUCGACAAAUGUGUUGUCGUCGUACUGCACCGUAUUAUAGUAUAAAAUGAUAUGUAAAGCCGGCUGUGUUGGAUUGGAUUACAUAUUACAUGUGUUUCAUUUACUCUGCCCAUCCCCUUUGCAAAUGAACCCCACAAAUUUAUUUGUGUGAAGGCACAGUCAACAAAUAAGGAUCAGUUUAUAUUAGACUAAUCACUGACCUUUACUGCACUUGAAGUCGGUUGUGCUGCAACAUUAAGACAUUCCAGUAUGUCUUAAGUGUGUUGCAUAAAAAAGCAAAGGCAACGCUUGACAUGUAGCUAUGCUAAAUAUAGAUUUUAUCUAUUCAGUGUCGGAGCAGAAUUUCUGAGAUGUUUGAGAUCCAUGAAAGCCCCCUGCAGGUUGAUUCUUUAUGUAAAUAGUAUCAUUUGUUCAUUAUUUUUAGAGUAUCAAAAACAUUUGCUUGUAGAGAAUUGAUGUUGGAUGAAAUGAGAUGAAAGACAUGAUAGAUGAAAUACCUUAAGAACAUUUUCAGUAACAUUAUCCAUAUUAAAUGUUUAGUUGACAUUCAGUGUGACUUAUUGUGACAUAUUGCUCUCUGUAUGGUCAUGUUUUACAUCACAUAACGAAAUAAAGACUUUAUUUGAUAA
This is a messenger RNA of Scatophagus argus, 3491 nucleotides long. It is a transcript of the gene entpd2b, whose product is annotated as ectonucleoside triphosphate diphosphohydrolase 2b. NCBI's taxonomy places the organism in Eukaryota, Metazoa, Chordata, Actinopteri, Scatophagidae. Gene Ontology annotation, biological process: nucleoside diphosphate catabolic process. The record is from RefSeq and is a predicted model, not a curated record. Gene Ontology annotation, molecular function: GDP phosphatase activity; UDP phosphatase activity. Bases 516 to 2030 code for a protein of 504 amino acids. Gene Ontology annotation, cellular component: plasma membrane. The transcript has 9 exons.